Adelges cooleyi (spruce gall adelgid) is the source of this 8768-nucleotide messenger RNA. RefSeq names its product teneurin-a (gene Ten-a). The transcript is spliced from 35 exons. The record is from RefSeq and is a predicted model, not a curated record. Gene Ontology annotation, biological process: motor neuron axon guidance. Bases 334 to 8043 code for a protein of 2569 amino acids. Lineage: Eukaryota; Metazoa; Arthropoda; Insecta; Hemiptera; Adelgidae.
UCGUCCCGUAGCCACAGCCAUCGUCGCACCGUCUGCGCCGCAGUCGUCCCAGCCGAGUUGUCGUCGCGGAACAUUCGUAUAGUAAAAAACGAGAUUCUAUUUUUUUUAUUUAAAAAAAAAACCGCCGUUAAAAAAAUCGCCUAAUUUUUUUGGCUUUCUCGGUAAAAAAAGUCCCCCCCCGCUCCCCCCCUCCACACUCCGCCGCAAACCGAUGAGAAAAAACAGCCGCCAAGGUGGUCGGACCGCUGGCCAGCAAACGCCGGCGGGCAACCCGCUUCGGAAUUAGUGAUUUUCAAAUGAGACACUCCAGCGUUGAUUGUUGAAGCGUUCACGAUGAUGUUCCCUGGCGAUAUGGGCACUAGUUCCCGUGGUAACCCACCGGUUCCAGUGUUUCCACUGAGGUCUGCGGCACAUAGUUCGCAAUACUCGCCAUACUCAACCACCAGGCUACAGGAUAUACAGCAAAAGUGCGAUUUCAAAUGUUCGUGGAAACUAAGCUUUAUACUAUUGGUAAUCCUCACCCUCGUCGUUACGUCGGCGUUGGUAUACUUUAUAGCGAUGAAACAGUCGUGUUCGGAUAUCAGAGAGAAAUGCGUACUUAUGGAAAAAGCAAGAGUUAUCGCUUUGGAUUCGAACAGUCCACUGGGAUUCACUACGGAAGUGCAAACCGCGAGCACCACUACCGUGACCAAUGCACCGGUUCGCGCCAAAUCCAACGGCGAAGCGAUGCCGGAGGACCAGGGCGAGGUGCAUCGGCAUCGCACCCGAAUUCAAUGGCCGUCCGAGUUGGAGAUCAAGAGCUUCAGCACGCCGUACAGAUCGGUCGUGCACCCUUACCACUUUUGGACCUUGGAGUUUCACAACAAGCAGCCGGUGUUCAUGAGAAUCAACCUGACGUUGCCUUGGGGUGCGAACUUCGCCAUGUACGGCCGUAGAAACGUGGCGCCGACCAUCACUCAGCACGAUUUCUCGGAGUUCAUCAAGGGAGGACGUCUGGAGAACCGCAACCGCAACCGCCGGUCGUCCGACAACCCCGUCGAUGAGGAAUCGUUGGUCGUUAACGUCACCGCGGUCCAGUACUUGGACGCAGGCCGGUGGUUCAUGUCAGUGUACAACGACGACCUCAGACCUCACGCGGUCGUGCUGGUACUGGCCGAAGCCGAAGACGUGACCACCACGUGUCCCAACGAGUGUUCUGGCCACGGAUCUUGCUACCUGGGCAAAUGCGACUGUAUCGACGGAUAUCAAGGCAACGACUGUUCCAAAAGCGUUUGUCCAAUGCUGUGCUCCAACCAUGGCAAGUACGGCGGAGGACUUUGUCACUGCGAAGAAGGAUGGAAGGGCACCGAGUGCGAUAUACCGGAAACGGACUGCAGAGUGGCCGAUUGUUCCGGUCACGGAAUGUGCAAGAACGGCGUGUGCCAGUGUCACCAGGGAUGGAAGGGAGAAGACUGCAAUCAAGCCGAUUGCAUGGACAAGAGCUGUUCGGGACACGGUAUUUGCAUGUCGGGCAAAUGUUACUGCAAGGCCGGUUGGCAGGGUGAAGACUGUUCGCUGAUGAACAAACAAGUGUUCCAGUGUCUUCCCCGUUGCUCGGAUCACGGUACCUACGAUUUGGAGACGGGCGCUUGCGUGUGCAACAAAUUCUGGACGGGUCCGGAUUGUUCCCAAGCUCUGUGCAAUCUCAACUGUGGACCACACGGCAAAUGCGAUCAGGGCAAAUGCGAGUGCGACGCCGGUUGGACCGGUGACAAAUGCGACCAACUGCCGUGUGACGACCGAUGCUCCGAGCACGGUCAAUGCAGAAACGGUACUUGCGUGUGCACCAGAGGCUAUAACGGCAAGCACUGUACAUUCCAGGGUUGUAGCAAAGGUUGUGGCAACCAUGGCAAUUGCGUGCUGACCAACAACGUGUACGGGUGUGUUUGCGCGGACGGCUGGGCCGGCGAGAGUUGUUCGAUCCGACUGGAGACCGAUUGUCACGACGAAAUCGACAACGACGAAGACGGCAUGGCCGAUUGUUCGGACAGCGAAUGCUGUGACUCGCCUUCCUGCGCCGAGCACAUCAUGUGUUUGGCCUCCAACGAUCCGGUAGACGUUCUCCUCAGGAAACAACCGCCCUCGGUGACAGCCUCGUUCUACCAACGAGUAAAGUUUUUGGUCGAAGAGCACAGCGUUCAGAGCUAUGCUCAUCUGGACGAAUACAGCGAAAGUGAGUUUUGGAACUCCUUUACACCCGGGCGUGUCUCCGUGGUACGAGGUCAAGUGCUAUCGCCACAAGGAUUAGGAAUUAUUGGCAUCCGUGUGUCGGUCGACCGAGACUCGAGAUUCGGAUUCACGCUGACCCGGAACGGUGGAUGGUUUGACGUCAUGGUAAACGGUGGAGAAGCCGUCACCCUUCAGUUCCAGAGAAGUCCGUUCAAACCGCAGACCAAGACUUUGUACGUGCCAUGGAAUCAAAUAGUGUCUUUACCGGCCCUCCGGAUGGCUUUAAACGAGGAAUUAGAUCCGUACAAGGAGACCACGUUGGAAUACAAUGGAGCUGUAUACGAGCAGAGUGCGUACAACGUUACCCCUUGCGUCGACCACAAAGAGAAUCCUCAGAUCGUGUCCACUUGGCUACCGGAAAAGGUCGGAGGAAUGUCCAGUAAGAAUGUAAUAUUUGUAGAGACUCAGUUACUCCAAGAAAGCAUCGGCAUCCCCGGAUCGAAUUUGAACUUGUUGUAUAGAAGCAGUUGGGCUACGGGUUACUACUCUUAUUUGAUAGUUCAUCUCACCCAAUCGGAUGUAUCGCCACAGUUGAAGGUCGUGCACGUCACAAUCGAGAUCGAAGGAUCUAUUUAUAAACAAAAAUUAGAAGCCGAUCCUAAUUUGAAGUAUACGUUUACUUGGGACAAGCGGAACGUGUACAAGCAAAAGGUCUAUGGAAUCGCCAGGGCUAAGGUGUCUGUGGGCUACGAGUACGACAGUUGUAAUCAAAUAGUGUGGGAGGUGCAGAUGACUGUGUUGCAAGGAUUCGACGUGGACAUAUCCGAUAUAGGAGGAUGGAGCUUGGACGUACACCAUCAUUACAAUUUCCACGAAGGAAUUCUACAAAAAGGAGACGGUUCUAUAUUGUACUUUAAACACCAGUAUCCUCACACGCUGCAUGUGGUCACUGGCACCGGCCUGCAAAGACCGCUCAACUGUAAAGAUUGCAAUGGUGUUGCUAAAGACACCAGAUUGUUGUCACCCGUCGCCUUAGCUAGCGGAUCCGAUGGUAGUCUAUACGUAGGUGACUUUAACCUCAUCAGAAAACUCACACCCGAAGGCAACGUUUUUACAGUGUUACAACUCAGCGCCACCCAAGUGUCUUACCAAUACUAUCUGUGCUCAUCGCCAACCGACGGUCAUUUGUACGUUUCCGAUCCAGAAAAACAUCAGAUCCUUCGCGUGACUACCACCAAUUCGGUAGUAGAUCCAACAAUUAACUAUGAGGUGUACGUUGGAUCCGGAGAACGAUGCAUACCAGGAGACCAAGGCAGUUGUGGCGAUGGAGGACCGGCAAUUAAUGCAAAACUGUCCAAUCCUAAAGGCAUCGCCAUCUCAUCUGACGGAAAUCUUUACAUAGCCGACGGUACCAAUAUAAGAGUGGUGAACAAACAAGGCAUAAUUCAAACGUUAAUCGGCCACCACAAGCACAACAAUAUCUGGCAACCGAUGCCAUGCAAGGCAUCACUGCCCACUUCACAAGUACAACUGCAAUGGCCCACCAACUUGGCGUUGAAUCCACUUGACGAGAGCCUACAUAUAACUGACGACCGGGUGGUUUUGAAAGUAACCAAAGACAACAGGGUGAGAAUAGUUGCGGGCUCGCCGUCGCACUGUUACUCGGGAAACAAUGGCAACAAAAACGGUAAAGACUCGGCAAAGAUAGCAGACAGCCAAGACGUGAUGACCGAAUCCCUAAAAUCCACCGAAAUGGCUUUGGGCACGAUCGUGGGCAUAACGUUCAGCCCUUACGGAGAUUUAUACAUAGCGCAGAGUGAUUCCAGGAAGGUCAACACCAUCAAAGUGGUCAACUCGGCCGGUUACAUAUCACAUUUCGCGGGAUACCAGCAAAACGAUAACCGUCAAAAACAAUGCGACUGCGACAGUUCAAACACCACUUGCCAGUGCGCUAACGGCUCUCGGGAACACUUGCUCUCCAUCACUGCCAAGUUCACGACGAUUUCGGCCAUCGUAGCAUCUCCAGACGGUGUGCUAAACAUAGCCGAUCAAGGAAGCUUACACAUCCUGGCACUGAAACCGUACUUGCCGUCGCAUGACAUGAACGGCGAGUUCCAGAUACCGUAUCCGGCCACGGGAGAGCUUUACGUUUUCAACCGGUACGGACAGCACAUAUCCACGUUGGACCUGAUGUCCGGCAAAGUGCGGUACACGUUCCUGUAUUCGAAAAACACCAGUUUCGGCAAGCUGUCGACGGUCACCGACGGUUCGGGCAACAAGAUGCUAUUUUUGCGAGACUACAGCAACGUGGUGAGCGCCAUUGAAAACUCGCAGGACUAUAAGUCCGAGCUAGUCAUAUCCGGCGCAGGCAAUCUGGUCAAGUUCUCGGAAAAAGGUCGUUCGGAAAUCACAUUGAACUACGACAGCACCACCGGUCUACUGACCAGCCGGUCCGAUUCCACAGCUGAAGGUGGCUCCUUAUACAUCUACAACUACGACCGACUGGGUCGUCUGGUCGACGUGGUGCUACCCACCGGCGAAGUGUUUGAGUUGUCGUCGCGCAUUUCCAUGGAAGACGACAGUUUCGAAGUGAACUUGCUGACCCCGUUGCACAACCCCAUCAGCAUGAUAUCUUUGGACGGACACCGGGACCGGAUAACCAUUAAAAUGGAAGGCAACGAUUACAAAAAGCUGAUCGUCAAAAACAGCGCUUCUGCCAUCAACGAGGCGAUCAAUUUCAAAAACGGUUCGUUCAUGUUCCGUUCGAGAUCCGGCGAGGUGGUCCAGUGCUUUGCCGAGUCCAAACAUCCGAUACUGGAGCUGUCGUUGCCCGUCGAAGCAGAGAUGCUGCCGGUGUUCAACAAGCAAGUGUCUUCGAGAGGCGCCCUGUCCAACACGGUCACAUGGACUUAUUCGCUGGUGGGCGACGCCGGAUCUUCAAAGUCGAUCAUAAGGAGAAAACUAACCGUGAACAACAGCUCGGUGUUGAUGAUCGACUACAAUCAGUUCACCAGGAUCGAAACGAUUUACAGCACCGACAAACCGUCCACGUCGUUGCUGAGCAUUUCGUACAAUCACGGCGGUUUGCCAUUGUCGUGGAAAGUCGGUCCGUCUAAGUAUCCCGUGAACAUCACCUACGACAGGUUCAACCGUUUGGAAUCCUGGAGCUGGGGCGCUAUGAACGAACAUUACAAAUACACUCAUCACGGUUUGUGCGUUGAAAAGUUUUUGACUCACAAGGGUUCCACCAAGUACACGUACAACGCUUGGAACAAGGUGUCCGAAAUCGAGCUGCCUACCAAUCGCAAGUUCGGGUACGUGUACGACGAAUCUGGUGGUCUGAGAAACAUCGUCUUGCCUUCGGGGUCCAAGCACACUUUCUCGUCUCAGACUUCACUGGGAUUCAUACGGUUCACGUACACACCACCGGGAUCCACUAGACCUUACUUGCAACAUUACAGCUACACCGGCGCUCUGCUGCAAACCGUUUACCCCGGCGAAGGCGCUCGGGUCUUGUACCGUUACCGCAGUUCCGGACAGCUGUCGCAGGUGGUUCACGGCGACGGCAUAACCAAAGUGAAAUACUGGCCCAACACUCAGCUGCCCAGUCAAGUGUUGAACAUCGAGACGGACUUUGAAUACCGUUGGGACUACCAGUACAACGACGGGCUGUUGAUCGAGGAAAGGAUCGAUUACGGUCCCAAAACCGGAUUGAGCAACGCCAAAAUCACGUACGAGUACGACAGCAAUUUCAGAGUGAUCACGGUCGAAGGCCGAAUUGGCGGACAAAGCUUGCAAGAGUACCGCGUGCAAUACAACCCGGUCACCGGAAAGAAACAAGUGUUCGGUCAAUUCGAGGUGCUGUCCAACGUCAAUUCCACCAAGGCCACCGACGGCACCGCCAUGUUCCACCGCAUGACCAACGAUUACUUCCAGGAGACUUACGUGUCGGUCGUCAUACAUCAAAUGGAAGUUUUCCGCAUAGAGUUUGUGUACGAUUUGGACAGUCGCAUCGUCCAGUCGCGCACUUACACGCACAACGUCGGCGUCAACACUUACACAAUCGUCAAGAACUACACCUACGACGCCGACGGUCAGCUACUGUCGGUGGAAGCACAGGAACCGUGGAGCUUCAAGUACGACCAGAACGGCAACAUGUUGACCAUGACCUACAGAGGAAACAUGAUCCCGAUGGAGCACAGCGUCAUGGACCGCAUAGAGAAAUUCGGCGAAGGACUUUACAGAUACAACAAUCGCGGUCUGGUCGUGCAGAACGCCAGAGAAGAAAAGUUCCACUACAAUUCCAAAGGACUGUUGGUGAGAGCCAUCAAACGCGGUCGUUUCGACGUCCGGUACUUCUACGAUCAUCUGAACCGGUUGAGCACGCGGAAAGACAAUUUCGGCAACGUCACGCAGUUCUUCUACACCAAUCAAGACAAUCCAAACGAGGUCAGUCAAAUCUAUAGUCCGCGCGACGGAAAGCUGAUGACGUUGACUUACGACGACCGUGGCUUCUUGAUCUACGCCCAAGUAUUCAGACACAAGUACUACGUGGCCACCGACCACUGCGGCACUCCUGUAAUGAUAUUCAACCAAUACGGCGAAGGCAUCAGAGAGAUAAUGAGAUCGCCGUACGGACACAUUGUAUACGAUUCCAAUCCGUAUUUGUACUUGCCGAUCGAUUUUUGCGGUGGACUUUUGGAUCAGGUCACGUCUUUGGUGCACAUGCCUAAAGGUAAAGUGUACGACCCGCUUGUCGGACAAUGGAUGUCGCCCCAAUGGGAAGGCAUGUUGACCAGAGCGACUGAACCGCAACAACUGCACCUGUACCGUUACAACGGCAACGAUCCGAUAAACGUGGCUCCCACUCGAAAGUACCUCAAAGAUGAGAAACACUGGUUGUCGUUGGUGGGAUACGACUUGGACUCGGUAAUGCCGCAAAUGCCACAGUCCAUAUCCACAUUCCCGUCGCUGUUGCCGUCCGUGUCGCCUAGCUUGAGCACAACUCCGUUGGACGUGACGUCCGUGUAUUUCAAUCAUCUGAACAAGUUGCUGAACAAAAAGAAACUCACCUACUUGCCCGAGUCGGAAACGCACGCCGAGCCCAUGAUCAACUCGUUCAAGGAGAAACCGAAGUGGUUCGACCCCAUGUGGGUGACUUUCUACACAAACGCCCUGGAGGAACCCAAAGACCGAGGCCACAAAGCUCUAGGCGACGACCCCGGAGCUUCUUUUGCGCCACUGUUCGGCAACGGCAUCCUCUUGUCCCGGUCUGACGACGGUCGGGUGAUCGUGCAGAGCGUGCCCAGCGCCAACCCCAUCUACAAGGACGUCUUUACUACAGUUUUCAACGACACCUUCUUGCUGCCGUUCAGCUUGGUCAUGCACGGAGCCCAGCAAGACGCCUAUUACUUUGUCAAGAAAGACGUGUGGCACGCCAACGAAGACAAGGGACAACUCAAGAGGCUGGGAACUCAAAUGAACACCACGUUCCACGAGAAAGAUUUGGAAAACAACUCCGGAAAGGUGGUGGACGUCAGGAUACACUGUUCCGACACGGUGAUGAACCUGCGGUACGGCACGACUCUGGAGCACGAGAAACAGCGGCUGUUGCACCACGCCAAGACGGCCGUGAUGCGAAAGGCUUGGCACCGGGAACGCGACCUGCUGCGGUUGGGUCUGCCCACCAACAAGGACUGGUCGCCGGCCGAGGUGGAGGAAAUCCUUAAGUCGGGAUACGCCGACGGGUUCGACGGGGAAUACAUCCGGGACACGGACAAGUAUCCCGAACUGUGCGACGAUCCGUACAACAUAAGAUUCAUCAAGUCCAACUAGAGCUGUUAACAAGACAACUUUGCACUUGACCAUUUAACUCCCUGUCGCGGGACACCAGCAGCUGUUAUUAUUAUAAUUAUUAUUUACAACCCCCGUUGAAAUAAUUAUUUACCACCUACCCCUUGCGCGCGUUACUGUCCAUUUUACGUCCUCACGAAAUUCAAAAGAAAAAUUUAUCACUGUAAAUAACAUAUUAUUAUAUUAUACCAUUACCUACUUCUAAACUUCAAAGAUUUACCCGCAAAGAGAAACCGCGAGCGGUUUUUUUUUAUUAUAUUUUUUAACGGGUUUUUUUCUAUUAUUUCGAGAGAAAAAAAUUUAAUCAAAAUAAUUUUAUCGAUUUAUUUUUAUAAUAUUAAAACAAACCGCUUGAGAUGUUUUUUUUUUUUGUUACUGUUUAAUCGUGAGUAACUGUUUUUUAUUUUGGAAAACCACCCUCUCCCCCACCCCUCUUGACGCCUAUGAUAAUAUAAUAAUACAAUUUUAUAUUCGUCAAUGUGCACAACCCAAGCCGAUUGAUGAGAUGAUUCCGUUGUGUUCAGUUCCUAAACCGUAGUGUGGUUUUGAAAUAAUACUAUAACCAUUAUUAUUAUUAUUUAGUUUUACCGAAAAUUAUUAUCAUUAUGUAUUGUACGCUACAUUUUGUUUGUUUAAACGAUAUGAUUAAAAUAUACCGGAUGUAUCUUAACGAUAUGAUUACGGUUUUCCUCUUGUCCAGACAUAUU